AUGACGACACCUGCAAUUCGGAUCCCCUUCACGGGUCCACUACCACCAGCUCUAAUAGUUCCUCCGUCAGCUAGAACAGUGUCCGGAGCGAUCCAUGCCGUGACUAGCUUCUUAUCUGCACCACCAUCUUUCCACCUACGAGGAAUAGAUGUAGGAGGACACUCCCAGACUGUGUUGCUCACGGGAGCUGGGAUCUCAGUGGCAUCAGGUCUGUCAGAUUACCGAGGAGACCAAGGAACCUACCGACGAAAUAAAUCCUACCGACCAAUAUACUUCCAUGAAUUUAUAUCCCAGCAUGAGUCGCGCAAACGGUAUUGGGCCCGGAGCUUCGUCGGAUGGCCAGGCCUUGUGAAAGCGAGUCCCAAUUCAACUCAUCUGGCUAUUCGAGAUCUCGCUGCCAAGGGUUAUAUCAGUUCUGUGAUAACACAGAAUGUCGAUUCCUUCCAUUCAUUCGCCCAUCCAGAUCUUUCUACUCUGGAAUUACAUGGAUAUCUACGAUCAGUAGUCUGUACAAGCUGUCGCAAUCAAUUCCCACGAGCCGAGUUUCAGUCAUCCCUUGAGAGGCUAAAUCCCGCAUGGGCCGAAUUCCUUGCUCGCAUGGUGGAGCAGGGUGCACUCGACACUAAUAACCCUGAAGAGCAGCGACGAAAGGGCUUCAAGUUGAACCCUGAUGGAGAUGUUGAUCUUGCAGAAGCACCCUAUUCUACAUUCCGAUAUCCUUCGUGUUCGACAUGCUUGGAGAGUCCUCCUACCUUACAAGAUGGUACAAAGGCCCGUGUAGAGGUGGAGCCCGACGGUGCAUGGAUGUCAACCUCCAAUGCGGGGAUCUUAAAACCUGCAGUAAUAAUGUUUGGCGAGAAUAUCGACCCAGUCGUGAAGAUUGCUGCUGAAGAAGCCAUUGAUGAUGCCGGGCGCUUACUUAUUCUUGGAAGCAGCUUGGCGACGUACUCAGCAUGGCGGUUAGUGGAACGGGCGCAUAAACGAGGCAUGCCCAUUGGGAUUAUCAAUGUGGGUGGGGUUCGAAAUGAGGCCGUUCUUUUUGGUGAUGCCGAUAAUACUCCAACAUCCCAUGUUCGGUGCAGUCAUCCUACACAGUCAAUUCUGCCAGCCGUAGUGUCGGAACUGCCGUAUAAUACUAAGUAA
Molecule: messenger RNA, 1143 nt
Organism: Penicillium malachiteum
Lineage: Eukaryota; Fungi; Ascomycota; Eurotiomycetes; Eurotiales; Aspergillaceae
Product: putative SIR2 family histone deacetylase
Exons: 1
Coding region: 1-1143 (380 amino acids)
Molecular function (GO): NAD+ binding
Source: RefSeq, a predicted model, not a curated record